Messenger RNA from Caenorhabditis angaria, 5562 nucleotides. The record is from the annotation of a GenBank genome assembly. Lineage: Eukaryota; Metazoa; Nematoda; Chromadorea; Rhabditida; Rhabditidae.
AUGUUGUUGCGACGUCGAAGUUGUGCGGCGAUUUUCGGAUUUUCGAUGAUUCUGUCGAUUUAUGUGUGGAUUUCGAUGUGGCCAAUCGAAAAUGAGAUCAAAAAUGAAGGCGAAAGGGAUGUUGUGGAGGUCAGUUUUUAUAUAUGAUUUAUCGAUUUUUUGGGGGGAAAAACUUUUUUGAUACAGUUGGAAAUUUUCGCGCUAAAAAAUAGAAAUUUGAAUUUUUUUGACUUCAGAAAUAUGAAAUUCGAGAAUUUUUUGCUCUGAAAAUUUGAAAAUUGCAUUUUUUUUUUGAUUUUAACAUUUUCGCGCGAAAAAAAUUGAAUUUUGAAAAAUUUUUGCUCUGAAAAUUUGCCACGUGGAUUUUUUUCCUGAAAUUUUAGAUUUUCGGUGCCGAAAAAUGGAAUUUUGAAAUUUUUCGCGAAAAAAUUUGCCACGUGGCAUUUAUUUUUCGAAAUUUGAAUUUUUUUUCGUGCUAAAAAUUUGCCACGUGGCAUUUUUCCUGAAAUUUUGAAAUUUGAACAUUUUUUUUAAAUUUAUGUUCACAAUUAUAAAAUUCGAAAGAUUUUUAUAAAAAUCAGGAAAAAUUCACUUUUUCACCCGAAAAUCACUAAUUUUCAAGGUGUAAACGCGGAGUGUCGUUGGAAAAAGGAUAAUAUCCAAAUUUUUUACAGAAUUCAAGCCUGGAACUCUCAUUUUCUGCGGAUCCAUCAAAAGAAAUCGAGGUGGAUUUAGACGAACUCGCAAAAAUCAAUGGAAAAGCCGAAGAGAAAUUGAAAGAGGCUGGCUACAAAAAAUAUCAAUUCAAUGGAUUGCUCAGCGAUAAAAUCGGAAGUCGUCGGAAAAUUCCGGAUUCGAGACAUUCGAAAUGUUUGGCGAAGGAAUAUUCGAAGGAUUUGCCAGCCGCUUCGAUUAUUGUUUGUUAUUUUAAUGAAUCGCCUUCGGUUAGUUUUUGGAGGGAAAAAAAGAAAAAAAGUUAGGCGCCGGGUGGGGAUCGAACCCUGGUCUCUCGAUUCAAAGGCACGCACGCUAACCACUCGACCACGCGCUGCUUUUUCUUUAAGCAGAAAAAUUGUCAUUUUAAAAUGCGCGCUAGAAUUUUGUAAAAUGAGAUUUUCCCGAACUGCGAGGAUUACUGUAGUUGAAAACAUCAGACUGCAAGGAUUACUGUAGUUGGAAUCCUCAGACUGCAAGGGUUACUGUAGUUGAAAAGCUCAGACUACAAGGAUUACUGUAAUGUAAGACUGUAGCAAGGUAUACUGUAACCAGAGGGUACUGUAGUUCCCAGAGACCACAAGGAUUACUGUAAUCAGACUGCAAAGUAUACUGUAGUUAUUUAGAUUCUAGAAAAAACUUCAAAAAAAAUGCCACGUGGCAAAUAUUUCGAAGAGUACUGUAGAUCCCGGACUACAAAGACUACUGUAGUUUGAAAAUCAUUCGAAAUCCAAAUAUUUGGAACAAAAAAUUUUUGAAACUAAAUUCUUCUAGAAAAACUUUCAAUUCAAGGAUUACUGUAGCCUAAGGGGUUCUUCGAACUGCAAGGAUUACUGUAGUUGAAAACCCCAUGAAAAAAAUAAAUCCAUUUUUAGCGCGAAAAAUUUCAAAAUUCAAAUUUUUCUAGAAAAAUACUGAAAUCUAAAAAAAAUUCUUAAAAUUUCAAAAAAAAACCCGAAUUUCCUUCCAAUUUUCGAGCUGCAAUGGUUACUGUAGUUGAAAAGUUCAGACUGCAAGAAUUACUGUAUCCUGAAUGUUUUCCGAGCUGCAAGGGUUACUGUAGUCUUAGGGAUUCCACAAACUACAAGGAUUACUGUAGUUGAAAACCUCAUUAAAAAAAUAAAUCCAUUUUUAGCGCGAAAAAUUUCAAAAUUCAAAUUUUUCUAGAAAAAUACUGAAAUCUAAAAAAAUUCUUAAAAUUUCAAAAAAAACCCGAAUUUCCUUCCAAUUUUCGAGCUGCAAUGGUUACUGUAGUUGAAAAGUUCAGACUGCAAGAAUUACUGUAUCCUGAAUGUUUUCCGAGCUGCAAGGGUUACUGUAGUCUUAGGGAUUCCACAAACUACAAGGAUUACUGUAGUUGAAAACCUCAUUAAAAAAAUAAAUCCAUUUUUAGCGCGAAAAAUUUCAAAAUUCAAAUUUUUCUAGAAAAAUACUGAAAUCUAAAAAAAAAUCUAAAAUUUCAAAAAAAAACCCGAAUUUCCUUCCAGGUCCUGAUUCGAAUGGUAAAUUCAAUCUUCGAUCGAACAAACAUCGCUGAAAUCUCUGAAAUUCUACUCGUCGAUGAUUCAAGCGAAUGGCCCGACGCAACAAAUCAGGCAAAAAUCUACCAAAAACUGCAUCCCGAAAAAUGGCGGCUCGUCAAAUUCCUGCGCACCUCUCAAAACGAGGGGCUGAUUCGCGCGAAAAUCUUUGGCGCCAAAAAGGCGCGCGGUCCCGUCCUGGUGUUUUUGGACAGUCAUUGUGAGGUGAAUGAGGGUUGGUUGCCACCGAUGUUGGAGCAAAUUAAAGAGCAAAGAACACGUGUGGUUUGCCCGAUUAUUGAUAUUAUUGAUGCGCAUUCGAUGCGGUAUAUUGGUUCGCCUGUUUGUACAGGAGGCGUGAAUUGGGCAAUGACUUUUAAAUGGGAUUAUCCAUCGAGAGCGUAUUUUGAGGAUGCGGAGAAUUAUGUGAAACCUUUGAGGUUGGUUUUGGGCCUUAACAUUAACCCUAAGCACAUUAAGGUUAAGCCUAAGCCUAAGCACAUUAAGGUUAAGCAUAAGCCUAAGCACAUUAAAGUUAAACCUAAGCCUAAGCACAUUAAGGUUAAGCCUAAGCCCAAGCGCACACACAUACAUAGUGUGUGCUUAUUCUUAACCUUAAUGUUCUUAGGCUUAGGCUUAACCUUAAUGUUCUUAGGCUUAGGCUUAACCCUAAUGUGCUUAGGCUUAGGCUCAACCCUAAUGUGCUUAGGCUCAACCCUCAUGUGCUUAGGCUUAACCUUAACCUUAAUGUGCUUAGGCUUAACCUUAAUGUGCUUGGGCUUAGGCUUAACCUUAAUGUGCUUAAGCUUAGGCUUAAUGUGCUUAAGGUUAAGUUUAAUGUACUAAAUGUACUUAUAUUAAAAUUAUGGUUAAGCUUAAGGUUAGCUUAGGAUAAAGUUAAGGUCAAUUUUUUCUCGAACUUUUGAGAAACUCUAAAAAUUUCCCCCCUUGCAGUCUGGGAGCUACCGUAAUCCUAACAAGCCUCUGGUCAGUAUACCUUGCUGCAGUCUUACAUUUUUGAGCUACAGUAAUCCUCGCAGUCUGGGAAAUCCUCGGGCCACAGUAACCCAAAUUUCCGUGGAAUUUCAAACCCGGAGAUCCGAAAUUUUUUGAGUUUUUCAAAAGCCACGUGGAUUUUCACGCGCGAAGUUCAAAUUUAAUUUUUUUGCAGAUCUCCCACAAUGGCUGGUGGACUUUUUGCCAUCGAUCGCGAUUACUUUUUCGAAGUCGGAUCCUAUGAUGAAGGAAUGGAUGUUUGGGGAGCUGAAAAUGUGGAAAUCUCGUUUAGAGUUGGUUUUUUUUGGGGGGAAAACACAAUUUAAACUUCAAAAAAAAUGAUUUUCGAAAGAUUAGAGCGAAUUUCAUACGCUGGCCGAGUUUACGACAUUUCACGGCCACCAAAAUAGUUCGGCCGUGGCCAAGAAAUGUCGGAAACUCGGCCAACGCAACAAAAUCGCUUUAAAGUUUCGAAAAUCAUUAUUUUUAGGAUGCAUGGCCGAGUUCCCGAUAUUUCUCGGCCACGGCCACAUUUUUAUUCAAUUUUUUCAAAAAUUUCAGAUUUGGACAUGUGGCGGUGAACUCCUGAUCCUUCCUUGCUCCCGAGUCGGUCACAUUUUCCGCGCGCAACGUCCCUACGGUCUCAAAACCGAUUCGAUGGGCAAAAAUUCGAUUCGAGUCGCCAAAGUUUGGCUCGAUGAAUAUAUCGAGAAUUUCUACGAGGCUCGACCGAGUUAUCGACAUUUUACGGAUUUCGGCGAUGUUUCGGCGAGAAUUCGGCUCAGAAAAGAUCUGAAAUGCAAACCGUUCAAAUGGUAUUUGGAGAGUAUUUAUCCACAAUUGUUGCCUGAUAAUACGCCCGAAGAUUUGGAUGAGAGCAAAAUGACAGCGGGCAAAAAAUAUUUGGUGAGUGACUAAUAUGAGCAAUGUUUUUUGUUUGGGAAAAAAAUCAAUAAUUCAGAAAAUGUUCAAAUUAAUAUGAGCAAUGCUAAAUUUCAGCUUAAUAUGAGCAAUGCUAAAUUUUCAGCUUAAUAUGAGCAAUGCUAAAUUUCAGCCUUAAAUGAGCAAUGCUAAAUUUUGGCUUAACAUGAGCAAUGCUAAAUUUGAUCUUAACAUGAGCAAUGGUUACUGUAGUUGAAAACCCCAGACUGCAAAGAUUACUGUAGCCUGAGGGUUUUUCGAUUUGCAAGGAUUACUGUAGCCGUAGGAAUUUCAGCCAAAAUUUUCAGAAAAAAAUCCUAAUCUGAGUAAUGUUUUUUUGAAGUUAAUAUGAGUAAUCCUAAAUUUCAGCCAAAUUUUGAAAGUUUCUGAAAAAUUCUUAAUAUGAGCAAAUCAUCUAGUAAAAAUGUCGAUUUUUCAAAGAAAUUCUAAUCUGAGCAAUGUUUUUGGAAUUUUUUCUCAAUAAAAAUUAAUUUUUCAGAUCCGCCUAGCAAAUUCCUCCCACUGUCUGUCAGCUGAAUCAAAUCAAGGUCGAAUCUCAAUCGGAAAUCGUGUCGAACUUCGAAAAUGUCAUCAAUCCAGCCGCGAACAACAAUGGAAAUUCACACAAAAAGGCGAACUGAGGCCGAUGGGCUCGUCGCGACUUUGUUUGGAUUCGCUGCGCGGAGUUGGAUUGUUGUCGUGUCAUAAUCAGGGAGCACAUCAAUUGUGGAAAGCUUCGGUGAGCGAAAAAUUCAGUGGCCGUGGCCGAGAAAUGUCGGGAAUUCGGCCAGCGCAUGAAAUUCGCUCUAUAGAUAAUGAUUCUCGAAACUUUAGAGAGAUUUUGUUGCGCUGGCCGAGUUUCCGACAUUUCUCGGCCACGGCCACAGAUGUAAUUUAUUGAAAUUUAUGUGGCCGAACUAUUUUGGUGGCCGAGAAAUGUCGGGAAUUCGGCCAGCGCAUGAAAUUCUCUCAAAUGUUUCGAAAAUCAGCGAUUUUUGGGGAGCUGGCCGAGUUUCCGACAUUUCUCGACCACGGCCACAUAACUAGAGUCUAGUUUCAUUUUCUAAUGAGCUACUUGUGGAAUCAAAAACCCUGAAAAUUCAACCAAAAACCCUGAAAAUUAUGAAUUCUCACCAAAAACCCGCCAAAAAACAACGACACUUCGCUUGCCAGUUUGAACAAGCGGAGUAUCGUUGUUUUUUCUCACAAAAUUGCUCGUAGAAUUCGAUGUUUGCGGACCAAAAAAAAUGAGCGGAGCUUCAAAUAUUCAAUUUUUUCCCUUCAGAAAACCGGAAAACUCUACAAUAAAUCCGUCAACAAAUGCAUAAUGGCUGAGGACGAAACAAUGAGUUUGGCACAUUUGCAAUUUUGCUCACUCACUUCACAUUUCGAGUUUGAAGCUGCUAUCUAA